UGCCCAGCUGGGCCGGCCGGCCAGGCGAUAUAUCCACCGCGCUGCCGCUGCCCGCGCCGCGGUCCACGCACCCCCCAUACUCGUCCCAGCCUGCCUGCCUGCCUUUCCCUCGCCGCUCCCGGCAAGAUCCACAUGCAGUAGUGGUGGUAGUAGCAAGAGGAUCGGCGGGAGGAGGAGUUUGGCUGGCCUCAGCUCAGCUCCCUUGUUGCUACUAGCUGCUGCUGCGUGCUUCGAUCGGCUUUCAAAUCAGGAACAACGACAGAUCCGAGGCUUUCUCGAAUCGGGCAGGUCCAUCAAAUCGCAAGUUAGCUGCUGCGGCUACCCAUCAAAUCACACUCAUCAAAUCAAAGGGGACCAAAAGGAUAUCUCUGCCUCCUGCCUCCCCUCGCGCUCCCGGCCGGCCCCUAGUCGUAUAAAAUUUCCCUUUCGGCUUCCUCCUCCGUCCCGGCCUCCUUCUUCCUCUCUCUCUCUCUCUCUCUCUCUCUCUCUCUCUCUCUCUCUCUCUCUCUCUCUCUCUCUCUCUCUCUCUCUCUCUCUCGCCCCGCUACCUGCUGCUUAUUGCUUUCCCCCUGCGAUCCGUUCCUUGCCCUAGCUAGCCGCCGGCCGGAUCGAGCUAUCGAGGCCGCUAUACUCGCCGUCCGUCCUCGUCCUCGACUACUCCCCCGCCGAUCUCGACAGGGCGAGCGCCUCAGGUGCCGGAGCUGCCGCAUUCGGUCGCCGAAAUCUGUCAUGAUGUCGUCCUCGUCCUCGUCGUCGGCCGCCUUCCCGCUGGACCACCUCGCGCCGUCCCCCACCGAGCAGCUCUGCUACGUGCACUGCAACUGCUGCGACACCAUCCUCGCCGUCGGCGUGCCCUGCAGCAGCUUGUUCAAGACGGUGACGGUGCGCUGCGGCCACUGCGCCAACCUGCUCUCCGUCAACCUCCGCGGCCUCCUGCUACCGCCCGCGGCGCCGCCGGCCAACCAGCUCAGCUUCGGCGGCGGCGGCGGCGGCGGCGGCGGCGGCGGCCACUCCUUGCUCUCCCCCAUAUCCCCGCAUGGCCUCUUGGACGAGUUCGCGCUCCAGGCGCCGAGCCUCCUGAUGGAUCAGGCGAGCGCCAACCUGAGCAACACCAUGAGUGGCCGCAGCAACAGCAGCAGCUGCGCCAGCAACCUGCCCGCCGCGCCGAUGCCGGCAGCGAAGCCACCCGUGCUGCAGGAGCCCGAGAUAACCAAGAGCGCCCCCUCGGUGAACAGGCCUCCGGAGAAGCGGCAGAGAGUCCCGUCGGCGUACAACCGCUUCAUCAAGGACGAGAUCCAGCGCAUCAAGGCCGGCAACCCGGACAUCACCCACCGGGAGGCGUUCAGCGCAGCCGCAAAGAAUUGGGCACAUUUCCCGCACAUCCAUUUCGGCCUCAUGCCGGACCAGGGCCUCAAGAAGACCUUCAAGACUCAGGAUGCCGCUGAAGACAUGCUUCUCAAGGAUGGCCUCUAUGCAGCAGCGGCAGCGGCAGCAGCCGCCAACAUGGGCAUCACCCCAUUCUAGCUGGUUAUUUAGGCAUGCUCCAGCCAACAAGUUCUCUGGGCACGCAGUGGCCAUCGCCUAUCGCACUUGUGCCACGUUCUAGCUAGGGUUUCGUCUCAGAUCUUGAUCUCAGUAUCGCGCUUAAUUAGAGUACUUUCCAGUACCGGGGGGUAGAAAUGGAGAAUCAAGUUAGAGCACUUAGGCCUCUAUCUUAUGAUCCUUCCUGCUUUCUCUAUUUCGACCCCUUUCAGUUCCUGUUUUCUCUAGUUUUCUCGUUUUUGUUCCUGGACCCCUUCAAUCCGCCUGUAGAGAAGUCGUUGUGUCUCCUCCGAUCCCAUGAUUGUGUCUGUUCAAGAACAUGUUUUUACCAUGGACAACUAGCUGAGCAUCUAGUAAAUCUAGCAACAGUGCCCGUA
Panicum virgatum (switchgrass) is the source of this 1919-nucleotide messenger RNA. RefSeq names its product protein YABBY 4-like. The transcript is spliced from 7 exons. Gene Ontology annotation, biological process: polarity specification of adaxial/abaxial axis; regulation of leaf development; multicellular organism development. Lineage: Eukaryota; Viridiplantae; Streptophyta; Magnoliopsida; Poales; Poaceae. Gene Ontology annotation, cellular component: nucleus. The record is from RefSeq and is a predicted model, not a curated record. The coding region runs from base 730 to 1524 and encodes 264 amino acids.